GUGACAGAUUUCUAAUCCACAGAACACACUAUUUCCACAAGCCCCUUCCCUCAUCCUCACUUCAUAUCUCAACACCUCUCUUUCCUCAUUCCUCUCCAACCACCACCGCCAUGGCAGCCGCAACCACCACCCUCACCGGCACCAUGGCCAGCACCUCCUUCCUCCGCCCCCAACACACCACCACCACCUCCAUGAAACCAUCCGUCAUGUUCGGCCUCAAGUCCUCUAACCGCGGUGGAGUGACCAUGAUGGCCACCUACAAGGUCACCCUGAUCACACCCGAAGGAAAGUCUGAGCACGACUGCGCUGAUGAUACCUACAUUCUUGACCAUUGUGAAGAAGCUGGUGUUGAUUUACCAUACUCAUGCAGGGCCGGUUCUUGCUCCUCAUGCAUCGGAAAAGUUAUCUCCGGCACCGUUGACCAGUCUGACCAGAGUUAUCUUGAUGAAGACCAGAUUGAAGCUGGGUGGGUGCUCACUUGUAUGGCUUAUCCAACUAGUGAUGUUGUUAUCGAAACCCACAAGGAGGAGGAGCUCAUUGGUUAACUUCUUUUUAUAGAUUUGUAUUGAAUAAUAAAUUUAUGUGGUGGGUUUGGUUUUAUGAAGAUGCAUUGUAUGGUAUCGUAUCGAAGAGCUUUUUCCCCUGAUGACUGGGAAAAUUACUUACUAAAAUGGUGUUUCUUAGAAAUUAUUUACUAAAUUGAUGUUUUUUAUUUAUUUUU
Helianthus annuus (common sunflower) is the source of this 721-nucleotide messenger RNA. Its product is annotated as ferredoxin. Gene Ontology annotation, molecular function: electron transfer activity; 2 iron, 2 sulfur cluster binding. The record is from RefSeq and is a predicted model, not a curated record. Gene Ontology annotation, cellular component: chloroplast. Bases 111 to 545 code for a protein of 144 amino acids. The transcript has a single exon. Lineage: Eukaryota; Viridiplantae; Streptophyta; Magnoliopsida; Asterales; Asteraceae. Gene Ontology annotation, biological process: electron transport chain.